This is a messenger RNA of Alosa sapidissima (American shad), 1981 nucleotides long. It is a transcript of the gene aldoaa, whose product is annotated as aldolase a, fructose-bisphosphate, a. NCBI's taxonomy places the organism in Eukaryota, Metazoa, Chordata, Actinopteri, Clupeiformes, Clupeidae. The transcript is spliced from 8 exons. Gene Ontology annotation, biological process: glycolytic process; fructose 1,6-bisphosphate metabolic process. Gene Ontology annotation, cellular component: cytosol. Gene Ontology annotation, molecular function: fructose-bisphosphate aldolase activity. The coding region runs from base 167 to 1258 and encodes 363 amino acids. The record is from RefSeq and is a predicted model, not a curated record.
GUAACGCAUACUAAGGGAACUUCAUCGCUCAGGCGCACCUCCCGUCAUUGGCGUUGUUUGAUAAAACCGAGUAGACGCACAUUUCCUCUGAUUGCUAGUCAUUCUUCCUCUUUCGCCCGACCUUGCAUCUCUUCCGCCCCUCGCUUUGACUAUCAAAUCAGUCAUCAUGCCACACGCCUACCCGUUCCUGAGCAGCGAGCAGAAGAAGGAGCUGAGCGACAUCGCUCAGAGGAUUGUAGCCCCGGGAAAAGGCAUCCUCGCCGCCGAUGAGUCAACAGGCAGCGUUGCUAAGCGCUUCCAGAGCAUCAACGCGGAGAACACGGAGGAGAACCGGCGCCUGUACCGCCAGCUGCUCUUCACGGCCGACGACAUCGAGCCCUGCAUCGGCGGCGUCAUCUUCUUCCACGAGACGCUCUACCAGAAGACGGACGACGGAAAGCCCUUCCCAGAGCUCAUCAAGGACCGCGGCAUGGUGGUGGGCAUCAAGGUGGACAAGGGCGUCGUGCCCCUCGCCGGCACCAACGGAGAGACCACCACCCAGGGUCUGGACGGUCUGUACGAGCGUUGUGCCCAGUACAAGAAGGACGGGGCGGACUUCGCCAAGUGGCGCUGCGUGCUGAAGAUCACGGACACUACGCCCUCUGAGCUCGCCAUCCUGGAGAACGCCAACGUGCUCGCCCGCUACGCCAGCAUCUGCCAGAUGCAUGGCAUCGUGCCCAUUGUGGAGCCAGAGAUUCUCCCCGACGGAGACCAUGACCUGGCCCGCUGCCAGUAUGUGACAGAGAAGGUUCUAGCGGCCGUGUACAAGGCUCUGUCAGACCAUCACGUGUACCUGGAGGGAACCCUGCUGAAGCCCAACAUGGUGACCGCCGGACACUCCUGCAGCCAGAAGAACGCACCACAGGAGAUCGCCAUGGCAACAGUCACUGCCCUGCGCCGCACCGUACCCCCCGCCGUACCCGGCGUGACCUUCCUGUCGGGCGGUCAGAGUGAGGAGGAGGCGACGCUGAACCUGAACGCCAUGAACCAGUGUCCCCUGGGUCGGCCCUGGGCUCUGACCUUCUCCUACGGCCGCGCGCUGCAGGCCUCCGCACUCAAGGCCUGGAGUGGCAAGCCCGAGAACAGCAAGGCCUGCCAGGACGAGUUCAUCAAGAGAGCCAAGAAUAACAGCCAGGCGGCGUUUGGGAAGUACGUGUCCAGUGGGAGCGACGGAGCUGCCGCGGGAGAGUCCCUCUAUGUGGCCAACCACGCCUACUGAGCACACACACAGACAUGCACACCCCUCGUCUCCAUAGCAACGGUGCACACCCCUCGUCUCCAUAGCAACGGUUGCCACCUUGCCGAGCGCUCUAGAAUAUGACCACCACCCCCCCCCCCCUUCGUGUGUGUGUGUACAUUUCUAAUUCAGAAAUGCAGCAAUGUGUGUGUGUGUGUGUGUGUACUCACUGAUGUUGUUCAGUUCCAGAACAGCGUGUGUGUGUGUGUGUGUGCACGCGCUCCGAUGGUGUACUCAUGACUAAUUUAGCCAGUAGUGUUGAGGUGUGUAUGCUCACAUGCGCGCGCACACACACACACACACACACACACACACACACACACACACACACACACACACACUCACACUCCCAGAGGUUGGCCAGGGGUUAGUGUGAGUCUUUGUGGCCAGUAUCUAGCUGCCCCAACAGCAUAUAGACCCUCAACUCUCUCUCCUCCUUUCCUCCCUCUCUCCUCUCCUUCUCCACUGUAAUCACUUUUAAUCUCUCCAUCAUUCCCACCAUGCUCUGCUCCCGCCCAGUGCGUCGUCAUGGCACCCGAGGGGAUGGUGCCAGGGUGGUGUGCAGACAGACGCUCUAACUGCUGAUGUUUGUUUGUUGGUUGGUUGGUUUGUUGUUGUUGUUGUUGUUCAUGUUGUGUAGUAAUGCUUGCACAGCACCAGAUGAAUUAAUUAAUUAAUUAAAUGGUACCUAUUCACCAUACCACA